AGGAAGAUAAGUAAAAAGUAUUUAUUAUCUAUCAUUUAGUUGAAGUGCAUCAAUUCAAAAUGAAACUCUUGGUGAUAUCAUUGGUCUUGGCUGCCGGUUAUGCUUCUCCACACGAUAGAUCCCCAGAUAUAAUUCCAAUCGAUGGAGGAGUGAAAGGAGACGGUGUAACGACUCGUUACUGGGACUGCUGUGCACCAUCCUGCGCAUGGGACGAAAUCGUUCACACCAAAAACGGGAUCCCCAUCCAGACCUGCCAAAAAGACGGUAUAACACCCAGUAGAAAAGAAGACAAUGCGCAAUCGGGCUGCGUGGAGGGUGGUCAAGCUUACACUUGCACCAACCAAUCCCCCUACCUCGUCAACGAGACCCUGGCUUUUGGAUUUUCAGCUUCUUCCUUCAACGGAGGCAUAGAUACUGCGCAAUGCUGCAUGUGCGUACUGCUCUCUUUCAAAGACCAGUUGGCUGGCAAGCAAAUGCUGGUGCAACUGACCAACACUGGAUCUGACUUGGGGCAGAAUCACUUCGACAUCGCCAUUCCCGGAGGAGGAGUUGGAAUAUUCACCCUUGGGUGCUCUACUCAAUGGGGCGUCCCUGAAAACGGCUGGGGAGAGAGAUACGGUGGAGUAACUUCCAUAGAGGAAUGUGACGAGCUGCCUGAUGUUCUGCAAGAAGGCUGCAGGUUCCGCUUCACGUUUAUGGAAGGUGUUUCCAAUCCCGCUGUUUCCUUUUAUCAAGUUAAGUGUCCUGCUGAGCUGAUAGAUAUUUCAAAAUGUGGAGAUUUGGAUUGAAUAAAUUAUAGUUGAGGAAA
Messenger RNA from Leptinotarsa decemlineata (Colorado potato beetle), 808 nucleotides. Its product is annotated as endoglucanase. The record is from RefSeq and is a predicted model, not a curated record. Gene Ontology annotation, biological process: carbohydrate metabolic process. Gene Ontology annotation, molecular function: cellulase activity. Lineage: Eukaryota; Metazoa; Arthropoda; Insecta; Coleoptera; Chrysomelidae.